Messenger RNA from Anguilla rostrata (American eel), 1253 nucleotides. RefSeq names its product BPTI/Kunitz domain-containing protein. The record is from RefSeq and is a predicted model, not a curated record. NCBI's taxonomy places the organism in Eukaryota, Metazoa, Chordata, Actinopteri, Anguilliformes, Anguillidae. Bases 220 to 861 code for a protein of 213 amino acids. The transcript is spliced from 6 exons. Gene Ontology annotation, molecular function: serine-type endopeptidase inhibitor activity.
GCUGCGUCUGAAUAGUCAGAAAAACGAUGUCCUAUGUAACCCCGGAAGUUAAUAGGGGGGAUGAAAUUUGUAAGGGGGAUGAAAUUUGUUGUGACACAGCCUUGGCCACUUCUCAUUAAGAGGAAGUACAAAGGUUACACUGUACAGGAACUCCGACCCACUCCCAUUAGUUUACAACCCCACAUUCGCUGCCAGACUAUUAGAAAGGAUUGAAGCAACAUGAGGUGGCUUGCUGUUUCUGUGGUAGCGUUGACCGUGUUCUGCGAUGUCCUGGCUGAAUUUCCACCUUCCUGUGACAUGCCAAUGGAUCCUGGACUAGGAGCUGACAUUACUGUUCUUCUUUACUAUGAUAAGGCACAAGACAAGUGUCUCCCAUUCCACUAUGGAGGGAAGGGAGGCAAUGAGAACAGAUUUUUCACAGAUAGGAUGUGUAUGCAAAACUGCUCCAGCAGAGCAGAAGAAUUGUACCCUGCAGAUGAAAAAAAAGCCUGUCACCUAAAAAAGGAGUAUGGCCAUUGUAUGGGUCGAUAUUUACUUUGGUAUUAUGAUCCCUUUCACGGGAAAUGCAAAACAUUCCAAUUCACUGGUUGUGGGGGCAACGGAAACCGAUUUCUCAGUGAACAUCACUGCAACACCACCUGUGCUGGUAUUUUUGAUCAAGGGGACAUGGAGGAGGAGGUUGAGUCGGACACACCUGCUGGGCUGAUUAUUGGAAUUGUGCUAGGUGUCCUUGGAGCAGUUAUCAUGAUCGUUACGGUUGUCAUGGUAGUGAAGAACAAGAAACCCAAAACCAAAGAAACAAAGAAGGUGCCAAAAGGGGACGAUUCGCCACUUCAACCUGAAGGAAUGGAAAUGGCAUAGACCGAUCCAGCCGUGGCUGGAGAAGCCAAUAUUUCUCCACCUCCCCAUCCCAUCCAAAAUACAAUUAAAGUACAGUGAUAUUUGUUAUUUUAAACAGAGAUGUGCUGGGUUAAUGCUUGUGUGCACACGAUUAACAUUUAUUGUGAUUAUAAUAGGAUGACAGUGCUGUGAUACUGUAAUGUAUUAAAAUAUAUAAAUCGCCACUGUAGACAGUAAACUAAUCUUACAAGUUUUUUGUACUUUAAAAAAUGUAUUUUUUGUUUUACCAAAAUUGUUAUUUCUGUGUUUGAAGUAGCUCUCAGGGAGUAAUUCAGAUCCUUCUGCACAUUUACAACUGUAAAAAUACAAGUGUUUAAGUGAUGAAUAAAUUUUGUUAAUGAACUCAAAUUUAA